Molecule: messenger RNA, 1497 nt
Organism: Rhagoletis zephyria (snowberry fruit fly)
Lineage: Eukaryota; Metazoa; Arthropoda; Insecta; Diptera; Tephritidae
Product: secretion-regulating guanine nucleotide exchange factor
Cellular component (GO): cytoplasm
Molecular function (GO): guanyl-nucleotide exchange factor activity
Source: RefSeq, a predicted model, not a curated record
CGACUUUGCGCGCUAUCGAGUAAAUUGCCUGAGAUUUUCGUGCGCCGGAAGUAGCAACUAGUGGCUGCAACGAUAUCACAUUAUUGUACCAUAAUGUCGGUGUACGCCUGGGGCGCCAACUCGCACGGACAGCUUAGCCUUGGCUAUGAAUCGGAGCUGUGUAUGACACCGCAAAUUGUGCGAGAUUAUUCAUUUAAUCCAACUUGCGUGCGCCGCAUCCGCGGCGGUGGCGGUCAUGUGCUUGUACUCGAUACAAGUGGAAGGAUACACGCGUGCGGGUGGAAUGGUCGCGGUCAGUUGGGCUUGGACUCGCGCGAGGAAUGCUUCAAUACUUUCCAAAUUAUACCUGGGGAAUAUUUCGGGGAUGUACCAGUAGCGAGUAUUGCUUGCGGUUGGGAUAUAUCUGGCUGCAUAACCGUUACGAAAAAGCUUUACGUUUGGGGCUCUAAUUGCUUUCAGCAGUUGGGACUUUGUCAACGUGAAUUUAAUGCUGUACGCCGACCGCUACCUGUUAUUUUGCCACGCAACGAUAAACCAGAACGUAUUAGCUUCGGACUACGCCAUUGUGCCAUACUCACCGAAGAUCAUAAGGUGUAUAUUUUCGGUCGGCUGCGUAUAAGUGAUGAGCCACCUGCGGAUUUGUGCAUAACAGCGACAACGCUUAAUUGUGCGCCGGUUAUAAAAAUUCAUGCAAACGAGCCCACCGAAGUGCGCAUCACUGGCAUAUCAAGUGGUCAGAAUCAUAUAUUAAUCAAAGUUGUUGAUUUGCAAUAUGGUGCUAGCGCAAAGCGUGUUAUUGCUUUGGGUGAUAAUAAAUUUGGUCAAGCGAAUGCAUUUCAAUUCGAAGAGGAGAUCAAACAAAUAGUCACCGGAUGGACACAUAAUGCAGUGAUGUUGAGGGACAAUCGUAUUCUAACUUGGGGACGCAAUUGUUAUGGCCAAUUAGGCAUGGGUAGUGUAACACAAAAUCAGGCGACGCCACAGGAACUAGAUUUGCGUACUUCAAUCGUGCCAGCACAUGUACACUUUGGCUCGGAGCAUGGUCUUAUACGCAGCACUGAUGGUGAAGUUUACACUUGGGGUUGGAACGAGCAUGGUAAUUGCGGCGACGAUGCCACAGAUAAUUUGUGUGCUCCUACGCGCGUACAGUUGCCAGGACCUUGUAGAAUUGCGGGUACUGGCGCAGGGUUUUGCUAUGCGAUAUGUGAAGAGCCGGCUGCAGCAGUAAGUUAAAGAAUAAACACCUGAAAAUUAUAAUUCGGUGAAAAAACUUGUAAUAGUGGUAAAAACAAUUUAAAAAAUUAAUAAACAAUUAUAUAUACAAAUCUAUUUGAAUGUUUUCCUUGUAUGCUUGUUUGUGCAUUUAUUAAUCAAAACCGCGCCUAAAUGUAUGCUACAAAUCUGUAACAACAGUACACACUUGGCAAUUGCAAACCACAUUUGCAGUGUGCCUUGACUGCUGUAGGUAAUUGCAUUGCGAUUAACCUCAAAAAACAC